AAAAGCUGAGAUAUCCGCAUAAUAGUCUAUCUUCAGGCAGCUGAAGAGGAAAAGAUGCUGAGACCAACACUAAUCACCUUGUUGCUCUGCCUUGCAGGCUCAGUAUGGUCAGAAGAAGGUGCCUUUGAAACAGAAGGUGGAAACAUCCGUGGCCCUAGAAUAAAUGAGCAGAAAUCCAGUUCUGAUUGCAAGCAAGAGAAGAACUGGCCAAUCUGUUCUGAUGAAGACUGGGGUCCCAAAUGUCCCUCAGGAUGCAGAAUUCAAGGUCUGACUGAUAAAACCGAUAAAGAUUUUGGCAAGAGAAUAGAUAACAUUAAAAAAAAACUAAAGGAUGGAGAAGUCAAUUACAAAACUGUAGAUGUGAUAACCAAAGAAACAUAUGAGUACGUCAAGGAUAAUUUUAUUCAGGCCCAGGAGAGUGAUGGAAAAUAUAACCAAGUAUCUGAAGACCUCAGAAAGAAAAUUGAAAUUCUGAAGCUGAAGGUUUCCAGCCAGAUAGAAAGGAUCAAAUUAUUACAGACCAACAUUAGGGAUCAGGUGGUGGAAAUCAAGCGUCUUGAGGUGGACAUUGAUAUCAAAAUCCGUGCAUGCAAAGGGUCUUGUGCAAAAUAUGUUAGUUACCAAGUAGAUAAAGACAGUUAUGACAACAUCCAAAAACAACUGUUGCAAGCUGAGUCUACUAACAUGAGGCCUGAAACAAAUACCAUAAGUGUGCUGAAAAUGAGACCAAUUAAGGACUCUGCAGUUGAUACAAUUUACAAAUCCCUGCCUCAGAAGGGCCAGGAAGCACAGUAUCCAGUUUUCACUGACAUUAAUCAGUAUGCAUUUGUUUUAGAAAGGAAAGGACAAGAGGUAACAAAACCCUCUUUGGGUUCUUCUAUUGUAUACAGUGGGAAAGAAUUGCCAUCACAGGGUUCCAAAACUAUAGUUUAUGGAGGUGACAAGGGUGUACAAACAGGGGGUGAUAAAACAACUGUAACUACAGAAAGUCGAGUUGUUUCAUGUACGAAAACUAUUAAAAAGAAAAUUAUUCAUGGACCUGAUGGACCUAGAGAGGAAGUAGUUGAAACUGUAAGUGGAGGAGAGGAGUGUGAAAAGCUUGGAAAGGGUGUUUUAGUCACUGAUGACACAUACAAUGUACACAUCUCUUCAAGCAGUGGUCUGAAAGAUACCUCAUCUUUACCUAACUUUGAGGAUUUCUUUGCUAGUUCAUCAGGAGGCAAAACACAAUUUAGCCAAAGCGGCAGCAGUAAGGGUACAGUCUCCAAAACAACAUAUGCAACUCUUGAACCAUUUUCAGAUCUGGGAGAGUCUGAAUUUGAUGAUUUCAGUCAUUCACAAUUUGGUGUACCUAGCUUUAACCCAAGCAAAACACAAAGCUCUUCGUCUAGUAAAAGUAGUACAAUAUGGAAAAGUGCCUUAACAUUUGAUGACCAUGGGCCUAUCCAGCAUGAAAAUAGUGAAGAAGACGUACCUGAUUUUAAGGCUCGUACGGUGACAUCAGAAGUGAAGCUGGUUCAAGAUUACACUGGGACAGACUGUGAUGAUAUCCGCCAUAAACAUACUUCUGGUGCCAAAAGUGGCAUCUUCAAAAUCAGGCCAAAAGGAUCCAAUAAAGUGCUUUCAGUGUAUUGCGAUCAAGACACCAGUUUGGGAGGAUGGCUCAUAAUUCAUCAGAGAGAAGAUGGAUCUGUGAAUUUUAAUAGGACAUGGGAAGACUACAAGAAUGGAUUUGGCAACAUAGAUACCAAUGGAAAAGGAGAAGUCUGGCUGGGCAAUGAAUAUAUUCAUUUAUUGACACAGAAAGACAGUAUUCUUCGAGUAGAAUUGGAGGAUUGGUCUGGAGAGAAGGUUUAUGCUGAAUAUGAUUUCCAGCUAGGGUCCGAAUCAGAGGGCUACAUCCUUAAAGUGUCACAGUAUGAAGGCACAGCUGGAGAUGCUCUAAUAGAAGGUUCCAAAGAUGAUGGAGAAUAUACCUCUCAUGUUAACAUGAAAUUUAGUACUUUUGAUAGGGACAGUGACAAGUGGGAAGAAAACUGUGCAGAAAUGUAUGGCGGGGGGUGGUGGUAUAACAACUGUCAGGCUGCAAACCUGAAUGGGAUUUAUUACUCCGGAGGUCAAUAUGACCCACGGAAUAAUGUUCCUUAUGAAAUUGAAAAUGGCCUUGUCUGGGCUCCUUUUAAGGCAGUAGAUUAUUCCCUCAAGAUUGUUAAAAUGAAAAUUCGACCUGUAGACAUGGCAAAUUAAGUUUUACUUGUACAGUCUUGCACUCCCAUAGAAAGCAAAAUAAUGUGUUUUUAUACUUUAAUUUAAACUGACUUAAAUGUAACAAAAUAUAUAAGUGGAAAGAAUACUAAAUCAUUCAUUUUACUAUGA
Messenger RNA from Bombina bombina (fire-bellied toad), 2376 nucleotides. It is a transcript of the gene FGA, whose product is annotated as fibrinogen alpha chain. The record is from RefSeq and is a predicted model, not a curated record. Gene Ontology annotation, molecular function: signaling receptor binding. The transcript is spliced from 6 exons. Gene Ontology annotation, biological process: platelet activation; protein polymerization; blood coagulation. NCBI's taxonomy places the organism in Eukaryota, Metazoa, Chordata, Amphibia, Anura, Bombinatoridae. Gene Ontology annotation, cellular component: fibrinogen complex. Bases 55 to 2247 code for a protein of 730 amino acids.